Messenger RNA from Thunnus maccoyii (southern bluefin tuna), 2992 nucleotides. It is a transcript of the gene rspo4, whose product is annotated as R-spondin 4. The record is from RefSeq and is a predicted model, not a curated record. Lineage: Eukaryota; Metazoa; Chordata; Actinopteri; Scombriformes; Scombridae. The transcript is spliced from 5 exons. Bases 307 to 1125 code for a protein of 272 amino acids.
CCUCAUCUUUGCCUUAAAUCUUCUGCGUGAAACAGGACAAAGGAGAGGAGGAUUUUCUCUUCUGUCUCUUCUCUCUUCUCUCACCUUAGCACUCAUCGUUUUCAUCGCUGCUUUGGGCCUGCAAGAUUAUCUUGUCCACCUCAUCUUCAUCCAUCCCUUCAUCUCAUGAACCCCCUGUCUUUUCCCUUUUCCUUUCUUGUCUCUUUUUGUCUCUCGCUGUGGAACUAAAUCUUCAACCUGCCACACCUGGAGUCCUUGCAGAUGUCCGCAGCCUGGCGCUGAAGCGGGCGCUUGCCAGCAGCCCAGAUGCAUUUGCGACUCUUUGCCAUUGUGAUAUCCUUGCUAUGUGAGGUGAUCAGGAUGGGGUCCGGCGUCACGCAGAAACAAAGUGCUCACAGAGAGACAACAGAGGACUGUCAGAGUUGUCUGGAGUGUUCCCGUGACAACGGCUGUGUGCGUUGCCCCGAGCGACUCUUCCUGUUCCUGCAGAGGGAGGGGAUGUCUCACCAUGGAACUUGUCUCCACGCCUGCCCCGCUGGACACUACGGACAGAGAGGGAAGGACAUCAAUCGUUGCAUGAAGUGUCGCUCUUCGGACUGUGAGCAAUGUUUCAGCCGGGACUUCUGCACCAAGUGUAAGCCUGGCUUCCAGCUGUACAAAGGAAAGUGUCUGUCCAGCUGCCCAGAGGGAACCUUUGCCCACCAGACAGAUUGCGUCGAGGACUGCCUCCUGGCUCCGUUGGGAGAGUGGAGCGACUGGAGCGCCUGUCUCCGUGACGGCGUGAACUGCGGCUUCAGGUGGGGAAAGCAGACCAGGACCCGUGGGGGAAGGCAGGCCGGGAAAACGCCUGAGGAGCAAGCGGCAUUGCUUUGCCCGUCCCACAAUGAGACACAGAGGUGCAGGAUGAAGAAAAAGUGUCCCACAGAAGACAGAAUAAAGACGGAGGACUUGGAAGGAAGAGGGACAGAAAACGACUACAGCCGAUCGCCAACGACAGCGUCGGCAACUCGUCAAACGGGACUACAGGCGCCACCGGAGAGCAAGGAGAUCCCUGAGGAUAAAACAGACGCCCCGAGACACACAGCUAACCACAACCUGACACAUGCUGGAAUAUCAGUCGAUUGACGUCAGUAUUUGUAAUCUGAGACCAAAUCGUUGUUUAUCAUAUUUCCAAUCAGCCUGUACAAUCUAAAAUUUAUAAAAACACCAGAAUAUUGUUUACUGGAGACUCAAAAUGAGCAAAACAAGUAGAUAUUAUGACUAAGAAAUUCUUACAUUCAAAGUGAGUCAACAUUUUCCCUCCUAAGUAAUGUUGCGGCUUGGUGGCAGCCGAUAAAUAAACCUGUCUUCAUGAAUAAAUCCAGCAUUUAUCAAGAAUCAGAACAAUUUGGUCUCGUGUGUUGGACCGUAGAGGUGAAUAAAAUCUUAAUUAACCCCACAAACCUCUCUCACAACGAAGUGAAAUUUGUACUGAACGGGGCGAAUAACUUGGACUGGAAAAAAUCUGGAUGGGCCGGCAGUUACGUUACAAUUCAGAACUAACUCAUAGAAACCAGAAUAAAAUAAACACCGCAGAUACUACGCCUACAGAAGGCCGAGUCUUCUGGGCUUUUUUUAGUUGAAAAGGUCGAUUUAUGUCAUCGUAAUCCCAAGUGUCGAUUAGUUCUCUUUCAAAAGACAAAAGCAUCAAGUUGCUCAAGCGUCCAGUCAACAUGGAGGAUCUAAGGCGCAUCUGGAUCUGGUUUAUUUGCGGAAAAAAGUCUCUUACAACCAUCCUGCUGCGACUGGUCCAAACAUGCCUCAUCCUCUAGAUGCGUUGUUUUUUUUAAAGCAGCUAAAAGAUGUUUAGCCAUAGUUUCCAACUUUCAUUUAGCUGCUAGCUACACGAAACCACCUUCUGACAGCGUGGUAGGGUGAUAGGUUAGUCCCAUCCUAUCAGACUCAUGAAAACUAACUCUGACGUGAGUUUUCAUGAAUCUGAUUGGGUGGGCAAGCUGUCAAUCUGGGUGGGCCCGCAUCUACCCAGGUCCACCUGUAAAUCCGCCUCUGUAACAAAGAAAUCUCAAGAGUCGUGGUGCCAACAAAUGUUCCAAAAUAGAUAUAAAAUAGUCCCCCAAAAAAAUCCUGUAACUGUACAAUCCAACAACUCCAAAACCUGCUCACUUCUCUGACCUGCUGCUGAUUACGCUGCAUCAAAAGCAGCUGGUAUCUGAAUAGUUUAACUCUGCAAUAAGUCCUCAGUCCUCCUCUUAAAAGACAUGAAGGAAUCAUGAAUCAUGUGCGGUGUCGCCUACAGGUAACUGUCGGGUGGUUGAAGUAAAGUAAUAAGCUGAAUGACAGAUGAUAAUAAGCUUCAUUGUUUGAACAGCAGUUUAUUGUUUCUGAAUUUGUGGUUUUGCUGAUAUAUUAUCUGCUGUUUCUUCUGAGUUUUUUUUCCAAAUUGGAGAGGUCAUAAUAGAGAAGUAAACUUUAUAAAAAAAAAAACAAGAAAAUCAUCAUUCAGUAACUCUCCGACUCUGGUUUUUUAAAUCAUCUCAAUAAAGUAGGUGUCACUAUGUUUUUCAAUUAGAAAUUCUGUAUAUACAGAUAAAAAAAAAGAAUUCACUCUCACUCUAAUUCGCUGCCAGAGUUUAACUUCAGAUCUUGUCUUUUAAAUCACAGUUUAAGCAUUUGUAAACAUGCUGUAGAGAAUGAAUGUAGGAAUUAAAUGUGUUCAGUUUUUUUUUUUUCACCAGCAUUAUUAUUAUCCGCCUGUCUUAUUUAAUAUUGCACAAGUAAAACUAAUGUGUAGCAUGAUGAAGAUGUGGGUAUUCUUCCUUUUAUAAAAAGUGGAUUUUUUUAUGUAAUUUCUUCAGAUGAGAAAAGUUCAUUUGUCUGUUCGUCGGCUAGCUUCUGUCAGUUGUAUAUUUAUCAAUAUUUUCUAAGACGAAUGGGGGAUGUUAUUCCUUGACAUGAAUGUAUGUUUUCAAUAAAUGUAUAUUUUGAAGCUGCA